AUGGCCGUGAAACGUAAGGCCUCAUCGGAGGGUCCGACGACUCCUAAGCGACGCCAGAAGCAGACUGUCCUGGACGAUUCUGACAUGAUCUAUGAAGAGAUUCACUCCGAUACUGAGUAUUCCGCACCGGGUGCUCCAAGCGUAAUGAGUGAAGACAUGGACGGCUCUCCCGCGACCUCGGCCACCUCUUCCCGACAAAGAUACCCAUCUGAGCUCAAAACCUUUGCUUGCUCAUUUGAGGGGUGCAACAAGGCCUACAAUCGUCCGGCUCGACUCCAGGAGCAUAUCCGAUCACACAACAACGAAAGACUCUUCAAGUGUGAGUUUGAGGACUGCGACAAGACAUUCUUACGGACUACCCAUCUUCAACACCAUAUCAAGAGUGCCCAUACAGGUGUUCGAGACUAUGUUUGCGACUACCCGAAUUGCGGAAAGAGCUUUGUGAACGGGGCACGGCUUCGCAGACAUGUCGCUACGCAUGAUGGACAUGACAAGUACCGCUGUACCGAGUACGCACCUUGCGACGAGACAUUCCGGAAGCACUCGACGCUACAACAGCAUAUCAUGGUCGCUCAUUUGGGCCAGAAGCCAUUUCCAUGUACUUACGUGGAUCCAGCCACCAACGAGAAAUGUAAGAUGGCUUUUGACAAGGCUGGCAACCUACGGACCCACCAGAGCAGAGUCCAUUCCGAGAAGCGAUUCACCUGCGCAGAAUGUGCCGAAAAGAUGGAAACCAAUCUAUCAGAUAUGGGCGACGACAAUGCGAACCAGGAUGUAUCAUUCCCAUCGUAUGCCAGUUUACAAAACCACAUUCGGAUUGUUCACCCUCCUCAAUGUCCCGAGUGUCCAUUGGUCUGCUCCACAGCACGAGGACUGCGGCGCCACCUGGAGAUCGCCCACGGCAACGUCUCUCUUGAAGAUCGAAAAAUCUUCCCUUGCACGGUCCCCGACUGCGGGCGCAGCUUCACCAAGCAAGGCAAUUUGACUGUCCAUAUCCGCACAGUGCACGAUGGCGAAAAACGGUUCGUCUGCGGCGAAACAGAUCUUUCAAACUCCAAGAAGCUUGAGGGAUGGGACGGCGUUGGUUGCGGUAAGCGCUACGGCAACAAGCUCACACUCGAAGAUCAUAUCCGCACUGCACACUUGGGCCUUCCGAAUGCCAGGAAACGACGUCAAGCAAAGAUGAGCGCAAAGCCAGCGCAGAAUUCCGUUUCCACUCUUUCCGCUCUCACAGGACAAGGCUACGCCGAGGAAACAGGACGACAGAUCGCUUGCUUCUACCACGAGUCAUGUCCACAUCGUUUCCAUCGCAACUACGAUCUGUGGGUACACAUGACCACCAAACAUACCUGUACCGAGGACGAGGUCCAAAAUCUCUUUAUGCAGCGCGCUUUGCUUACUGAUGAAUCCGGCCCUGGAGGAACCUCAAACUCACUUGGUAUCUAUGGUCUUGGAUACGAUCGGGAUAGUCAGUCGUAUUACCAACAGUCAUACAUGGCGGGAGAUCACUCUUCCGAUAUUGCUUUUGGCUCACAAUCGAACGAUUCGUCCUAUAUUCCUACCCAGCCGGGCUUGGAUUCUGAUUAUUUGAUGCAAGACGAUUUUACAGCGAGUGCAGCCGGCGACAUUGAUUCUAUGAUACCCAGCCAUAAUCAGAUGGCAUUGGCCGACCCUGUUGAUGCUUACUACGCGAUGGAACAGUGA
Penicillium coprophilum is the source of this 1704-nucleotide messenger RNA. Its product is annotated as C2H2-type zinc finger protein. Bases 1 to 1704 code for a protein of 567 amino acids. Gene Ontology annotation, cellular component: nucleus. The transcript has 2 exons. NCBI's taxonomy places the organism in Eukaryota, Fungi, Ascomycota, Eurotiomycetes, Eurotiales, Aspergillaceae. The record is from RefSeq and is a predicted model, not a curated record. Gene Ontology annotation, biological process: regulation of transcription by RNA polymerase II.